AAUGUUUUCCUAAAUUAUGCUCUUCAUUUAUAUAUGUUUUACGUGCGUGUAUUUUUCUGUAGACUGAUUUCGCAAAAAUUUGUUUUUUUUCAUCAAAAUGAAGAUCGAACAAAUCAGAAAUGAUUUAUUUGAUAUCUAUCGACAAUCAGAUGCUCGAGGUUUAAAACAAAGUGCCAAAUGGGCUGCCGAAAUGUUACGAUCGAUCAAGAAUCAAACGCAGGUGAAAACCAAAUGUUUUCUAUCGAUUAAUGAUUUAAAUAAUACAUUCGAACAACCGAUGGAACAAAGUCCCAUUGUUGAUAAUCAACUGAUCAAUGAUCCGGAUUAUUUAUUCGCCAAAAGUGUUUUUGGUUGCGGGGAGUACAAACGUGCCGCUUUUCUAUCACAGAAUUUGAUUGAUUCAUCAGCAGAAUCUCGUUUUAUUCAUUUCUAUUCGGAAUAUUUAGCCAUUGAAAAAGAAAGACAAGAUCGUAUGAUUGAACCAACAUCAGUGGUACCUAAUUAUCUUCAUCGAUCAUUCAUUGAGCUAAAAAAUCAUAUUGAAAAAUUAUUUCAACAAAAUGAUGUCGCUUCAAAGGACGGCUAUAUGCAUUAUCUUCAUGGAAUCGUUUUAUUGAAAUUGGGUCUCAAUAAAGAAGCUUUAGAUGCUUUAUUCAAAAGUGUACGCAUCAAUCCAUUAUGUUGGUGUUCAUGGCAUCAAAUGACACAUGUUAUUGUUGAAGAAUCACAAAUGUCAAAUCUAGUUUUACCGGAUCAUUGGAUUAAAUAUUUCUUUUUGGCUGCCGUUUAUUUGGAAAUCAAAUCAAAUGAAGAAUCACUAUAUAUUUAUCAAGAUUUAUUAAAAACUUUCGAAGAUAAUGCCUAUAUUCGUACGCAAAUGGCUAUUGUUAAUAAUAGCCUUAGAAAUUUCGAUGAAGCAAUCAAAUUAUUUGCUAUUGUACGAUCUAGUGAACCUCAUAAAUUGGAUGCAAUGGAUAUCUAUAGUAACCUGUUGUACUGUAAAGAAUUACAAACUGAACUCAGUUCACUUGCACAUUUAUCGAAUAAAAUUGAUCCAUAUCGUGUAGAAACCUGUGUUUGUAUUGCAAAUUUUUACAGUCUUCGUGGACAACAUGCAAAAUCUGUCGUUUACUUUUCAAGAGCAUUACAAUUGAAUCCUAAAUAUCUGUCCGCAUGGACAUUAAUGGGGCAUGAAUAUAUUGAAUUAAAGAAUAUAAAUGCUGCUAUACAAGCAUAUCGUUCGGCAAUCAAAUGUAAUGAACAAGAUCAUAGAGCCUGGUAUGGACUUGGUGAAGCAUAUGAAAUACUCAAAAUGCCCACCUAUAGCCUUUAUUAUUAUUCAAAAGCUUUGUUCCUGAAACCUAAUGAUACUCGAUUUAUAUUGGCACUUGGAGAAACAUUUGAAAAAAUUUCCCGCUAUGAAGAAGCAGCCAAUUGUUAUGCUAGAGCCGGAUUCUCAUCAUUGAUCAAAUUGGCCAAUCUUUAUGAACGUAUGAAUGAAGAACACAAAGCAGCUGUCAUUUACAAUGAAUUUGUUACGAAUUUUGAAGCCAAAAAAUCCCAAUAUAAAUUGAAUAUUUCGGAUCUUGCCAAUGCAUAUAAAUAUCUUGCACAUUAUUUUCAUCGAAACAAACGAUAUAAAGAAUCACAUGCGGCCGCACAGAUUUGUAUGUAUUUUAAUGAAUGUCGUGAUGAUAUCAAAGAAUUGCUUAUGACAUUGGAUGGUGUUUUUAAAAUGCCAGCUAAACCAUCGGCCACACAGAAAAAUUGAUCUCAUUCAUCCAUUGAAUCAUCAUCAUCGGUCGUUUUUGUUGCAGUUGAACAUUCAUGUACAUCCAUCGGAAUCUUGUCACCCCAACGUGCACUUUUUAUGCAUUUAUAAACAUGUCUAUAUAAUAAAAUAUUUUCAUUAGUAAAAUUUUUUAUAUUGAAAUGAAUUAAAAUUCAACAUCUUUUUUCAUUUA
Messenger RNA from Dermatophagoides farinae (American house dust mite), 1964 nucleotides. RefSeq names its product anaphase-promoting complex subunit 8. Gene Ontology annotation, molecular function: protein binding. The record is from RefSeq and is a predicted model, not a curated record. Lineage: Eukaryota; Metazoa; Arthropoda; Arachnida; Sarcoptiformes; Pyroglyphidae. Gene Ontology annotation, biological process: protein ubiquitination; cell division; anaphase-promoting complex-dependent catabolic process. Gene Ontology annotation, cellular component: anaphase-promoting complex.